Molecule: messenger RNA, 2134 nt
Organism: Cottoperca gobio
Lineage: Eukaryota; Metazoa; Chordata; Actinopteri; Perciformes; Bovichtidae
Gene: ribc2
Product: RIB43A domain with coiled-coils 2
Exons: 7
Coding region: 434-1516 (360 amino acids)
Source: RefSeq, a predicted model, not a curated record
UUGAAAUCAGUGAGUUGAAAAGGGAAUUUAGAAACGGUAUGAUCUUAUGAAGUCGUGAUUGUCAUUUCCUUUGUCAGGAGACAUAAAACAACCAACAUUAUCUUUAAGCAUUUUGUUAUUCUGUCUGCUGCUCAGGUUUAAGCUGUAGCCAAAAUGUCAAGUCACUUAUGCCAGUGAAGGAUUUGUAGGGCUUUUAAUCAUGCCAGUGUUUAUAUAAUGUAUUAUAUUGUAGUUUCUUUGUAAAGCGCUUCAAUAAGGUUUCAGGUGUUUUCAUGACGCACGGAAAAACCCGACACAUUCCGAACGCUCACGAACUCUGGUUUCUUAGCAACCAGUGUUUAAUAUGUAGCUGAGUUGGUCUCGUUUUAAAACAGGAGUCCGUUCAAGUUUAACACUGCAUUUCGUUACCCAACAUAACAUUUUUAAGUCAAAAAUGUUUAACGUUGAUUUACUCUCGGACCGCAUCGCGAGGACAAGUCUGCAGAGGCGUCGCAACAGAGAGACUGAAAGACAAGAGAGGAUUUUUGACCACCAAUUGAGGACUCUCGGGGUCGACAAGGAGGCCUUAAACACGCAGAUGAGAGAAAAAGAGAAACGAGAAGAAGCAGCGAAAGAGGAUCAAAUCGCUCAUGAUGCUGAAAUGCUCCAUAAUAGCAAAGUAGCUUGCCUCCUCCAUAGCAGAGAAGUGAAGGAGAAGCGUGCAAUGGAAAAGGCCAUCGUUGACUUCCGGCAACAGUACCAGCAGCCUUUGCGCCAGCGGGAGUAUGACCUGAAUGAACCAGACCGUCGUAAAACAGACCCAGGUGAUGCAGAGAUGAUGCCCCCCGGCCUGGUGGGCGAGGACCCCGACAGUGAGAGCAGGCGACAGAGACAGAGAGAGCAGCUCAAAGAGUGGCUCCUCCAGCAGCAGAGCGAGCGAGCAGCAGAAAUGCAACAACGGAAGCUGGAGGAGCAGCGCUAUGACCAAAGCAGAGAAGACCUGGACGGCAAAGCUCUGAAGCUUCAGAGCUUUGAGAUGGAGAGGAGAAAAGCAGCAACUAUUGCCACUAAAGAGUACAAUCUGGUCAUGAUAGAAGGGAAACGUCGCCAGGAAGGGGAACGUAAUGACAGGGGCAAUGAAGCAGGUACCAUGGUGAACCACCUGCGAGGACAGCUGGCAGGUGUAGAUGCCCACCCCCCACAGGUGCCUGGUCCUUGUCCCAGCAGUGAUAGGAGAGCCCCUCCGGAGAACCUGCAGCAGAUCAUCCAGUUCCAGAAAUAUCAGAUGGAGGAGAAAAGGAGAGUAGAACUAGAGAAGAAGCGUGAAGAAGAGCAACACGAUCGUGUCCGCCUGGCCUCGGCUCGCACGGCUCUGUUAUUAGAGAGGCAGCAGGCAAGACUGAACAAACAGCUGAGACAACACCUGGACACUACCAACGCCAAGCUUUCAGAAACACACACUCAACAGAAACCAGACAUAGAAAGAGGAUGUAUUGACGACAGCUUCUUCUCCAAUUUCAACACCUGCAGCAGAUGAUGGAUGACACCCUGCUGCGCUGACGGCUGGCUCAUUACAGUGGCUACUGAUAAUGGCACUACACGAGAAGAACACUGAAUAAACUGAAGCACAGCAAGUUGUUUUUACUCAUGUCAAAAUGUAAUUAUAGCAGUUUACAUUUAAAUGUCUGGAUGAUGCUGACAGUUCAUAUGAAUCUUGGCUGUUGCUGCAAAAAAUAGCCCCAAAGAAACGUGAGCUUUUUCAUGUGCUACAUAAACAUGAGCAAACUGUCAGCUGUGCCCCCUUUAUAUACCCACGACAGCUACAAAUAUAGUCUUUCAAGAACAGCAUUUAUCAAAGCCCUCAGGAUUUAACAAGCUACGCAUUACUCUGACAAAACACACUGCAAAGACAACGCAAACAUUUAGCCCCUCAACCAGUUAACAAUGCUAACUGUUACAAAAAGGUAAACCUGAGUCUUAAAGUGCAAAGACGCAUCAAAAACAAAAAAUAGACAAACCAAGAUGCCUUUAAUUGAAGCUAUUUCACACAUGUAGGUCAAGUUAUUUCCUUAAAUGUUAUGGGACAUACCUCAGGCUUGUUUCAAAUCAAAUAAAAUGUAUUUGUAUAGCCCAAUAUCACAAAUUAUACAUUUGU